Molecule: messenger RNA, 3318 nt
Organism: Chenopodium quinoa (quinoa)
Lineage: Eukaryota; Viridiplantae; Streptophyta; Magnoliopsida; Caryophyllales; Amaranthaceae
Product: ABC transporter F family member 4-like
Exons: 14
Coding region: 289-2997 (902 amino acids)
Biological process (GO): DNA repair; mitotic sister chromatid cohesion
Cellular component (GO): chromatin; nucleus
Source: RefSeq, a predicted model, not a curated record
CUCCCAUUUUCCCUAAAAUUAAAAUCGAAAACUAAACCCUAGUUUUUCUCUCUCCUAAAAUAAUUUCAUCAAAAAUUGUAAAAAUUUAACUUUCGUCCCUUUUCGCGCUCUAACGCUUCUCUCUUUGACGAUGAAAUUUUGAUUUUUUUUAAUUUUUUUUUAAGAUUCAAUUCUUUUUUUUUUGGUGUUAAAUUGUUAUAUAUGGUGGUGAUCCAUUUUUCUGGAGGUUUUAGGGUUUCGAUGCUGUUGCAGAAGUCGAGGAAUUGAGAGAUCUAGAGGUGUUUAACAAUGGCGUUGUCAGAUGACGAGCUGCUCGAGAAGCAGCUCACUGAAGCUGGUAACCAGCUUCUCUCUCCUCCUCCUUCCGUCGCUGAGUUGCUCUCUUCGCUUGACCGGGUUGAAAAUUUACUCACCAGAGUGGAGCAGUCACCAUCUGAGUCAAUGAAGAAAGCACUUUCUCCGUCGAUGAAAGCAUUGAUUGCCAAUGAGCUAUUGAGACAUAAAGACAUUGACGUGAAUGUUGCUGUUGCUUCAUGUAUUAGUGAGAUAACAAGGAUCACAGCUCCUGAUGCACCUUAUGAGGAUGACCAAAUGAAGGAGGUGUUUCAAUUAAUUGUAUCAUCGUUUGAGAAGUUGGAUGACCAAUCUAGCCCAUCGUAUGGCAAGAGGACAUCCAUCCUGGAAACAGUUGCAAAAGUCAGAUCAUGUGUAGUAAUGCUGGAUCUGGAAUGUGAUGCCUUAAUUGCAGAAAUGUUCCAUCAUUUCUUUAGAACUAUUAGGAGUGAGCAUCCUGAAAAUGUGUUUUCGUCAAUGGAGACAAUCAUGACCCUUGUAUUGGAAGAAAGUGAGGAUAUAUCCAUAGAUCUUUGUUCAUCUAUCCUAGACGUUUUGAAAACAGAGAACAAGGAAGUUCUGCCUGUUGCUUGCCAGCUUGGGGAGAAAGUGGCUGAUAAGUGUGCUAGCAAGCUUAAACCUUAUCUAUUACCAGCUAUGAAGUCUCGUGGUACCACCCUAGAUGAUUAUAGUAAGGUUGUGGCAAAGGUUUUCCAAGCAAGAACUGAGGCUGUUGAGCCUAGUGAGGCAGAUGCUGCAAAGAAAAAUGUGGCUGAUGAGGAUGACCUGACCAAUACACCUUCAGAAAAGGCAGUUGAAGUUGCUUUGGAAACUCUGGAUGAUGCGCCUCCUUCAGAAGAAAUUGGUCCUGGUACUGUUGGGUCUCCAAAGGCUGUGGUGAGCAAUGGUACAAUACAGAAAGAGGUUGAAGAUACUUCUGCUGGAAAUGAUGAUUCCAAGGAGGUGAAUAACAUGGCUCGUGAUGUAGAUGCAGAACAAAGCAAGGUUAAGGUAGACUAUUCAAAUGCUGAAGAACCCACAAAGUCACGAACUAAGCCAGUAAAAGUUAACAAGCGUAAAGGGAAGAAGGGGAACUCUUUGAAGAGCUCUUCAGAGCCAGCUGUUAUGGAUGAAAAGGAGGGAGUAGAGACGCCUGUGCCUCAACAAGAAGAUGAAAAGGGUGAAGACAAUGCGCAGAGCUCGGCUAUUGGAGCUGAUUCUGCGAAGCUAGCUGAAAAUGAAAAGGAGCCAGACCACCCAGUCCCCUCACCAAAAGCAUCAGACGAGCUUGUUGAUGCCCCUUCUUCCUCUCCAACUGGAAGCGUUGCUGAUGAAAAUCCGAAAAAGGAUGAACCAGGGAAGAAGAAAGAUGAAAUGGUGCAAAGUGAGCCAGCUGGUGAUGUUGAAAUGAAGGAGGAGGAAAGUGAUGUUAAGAAAUCAUCUGAAGGAGUUAGUGCUUCAGAGUCCAAAUUGCCGAAGCAGAUAGGGAAAAAGGUGCCUUCAGUAACUGAUAAGGAAGACAGUGAACUGAGUUCUGAUGAUCCAAAGGAAGAUGGGAAAACAAGUAAUGUGGAAGCCAAACCAGCAAAACAGCUGGUCAAGAAGGACGAAGUUGUUGGUAAUCUGCGUGAUAAUAAGAAAAAGAGAGGUCAAGGAAAAGCAACUCCUGUGAAGGAGCUUACAAAAACUCCGUCCAAGGAUGAGAAGAAGCCUGUUGGUUCAGCCAAGUCUACUGCAAAAACCACUAAAGAUGAGAGUGAUGUAGAGAAAGCAUCUGAGUCAAAUUCCAAGAGGAAGCGUACCAGCAAAAAGAAAGUAUCUGCUGAAAAGAAAGUAUCCAGUGAAAAGAAAGUACCCUUUGAAAAGAAGGCUGCAAAAUAUGGUAAGGAAUUGGUUGGUUUGAAGGUCCAGGUUUGGUGGCCGGAUGACAAGAAGUAUUAUAAAGGGGUUAUCGAGCACUUUGAGCCCGCUUCCGGAAAGCAUAAGGUAUUAUAUAGUGAUGGUGAUGUUGAAGUUUUAAAGCUUGAGAAGGAAAAGUGGAAGUUGAUUAAUGAUGACUCCAAGCCUGAUCAGGGGGAUUCAAGCGAUGGUGAAAGCCCUGAUGAAGCUGCUGAAACGCCAAAAGCUAAAAAAUCUAAGACAAGUCCUGCCCCAGCUGCUAAACGAGGAAAGACUGAAUCUUCAGCUAAAAAGUCUGGAGCUUCAACCAGCAAAUCCAAAACUACAACCAAGCCCCGGACUAAGCUCAAGGAUGAUAGUAAGGCAGAUGGCAAAGCGAACGAUGAAACUUUGAAGAGUAUUGCUAAAUCUGAGGAGGAUAAAGGUGGUAAAAACAAAGAUUCAAAAUCUGGCAGCAAGGACAAGACCCCUAAAGCAGUUGGGAAGUCCAAAGCUAAUGAUGUGGAUGCAUCUAAAGGAAGUACUAAGCCACAGCAAGAAACUCCUAAGGGUGCCACAAAGUCCAAGGGUAAAUCGCCAAAGAGUGGUAGCAAAUCCAAUAACAGCAGCAGUAAAGUAAAAGCAGCUCCUCAAGCAGAGUAUGAGGAGGAGGAUAUGGAGUCUUCACCGGAAACACCAAAAGUGCCUGAAACUUUGAAGGGGAAGUCUCAGAAUACAUCAAAAUCGAAGAGUGCAAAGAAGAGAAAAAGAGGCGCAAAAGGCUAAGUCCAAACUUGUCAUAUGUCAUUCUCAUGUCGACAGUUCAACUGUUAGAUUUCUUUUGUGCUCUGAUCACUGCUGUUCAUAGUUAGCCACACACAACAUUUGUGUUAGGUAAUUCGUGGCUACUCUCUGGUAUUACAAUAGUUUCAUAGUUGCAUUUUAGGAUAAGGGUUCCUGUGUAGAAUUUGAUUUUGGUUGUUGAGGGAAGAGUAGUAGACUUUGGGAGAUUAGUUUUUUUAGAUAUUAAUAUAGAUGUAGAUUCUUGCUAUGUUAAACUGCAUCCUAUUUAUCCAACUUACAUAUUUGCAUGACAUGUGGUUUUAA